AUAAUCCCUAGUAUGAUUGAGGAAAUCAAAAUCAAAGAUAAAAAGUAAAAAAUAAAAAAUCAAAAUCAAUCAAAGAAGAAGUGUAAAGAUGGGAGUGUUGGAAGGAAUAGGAGUGAUAGCGCCAUUCCCAUUCUACUAUUGGUUAUGGAAUCAUCCUCAAACAUGGGUAGAUCUAUGCGGGAAAAACAAUGAGCCAUCUAAGUUAAUGGCUUAUGUCUCCCAUCUUCUGAAACUUAUUCAAUUUCUUUCUCUUUUCUCCGUCUCUUCUAUCUCUUGGCAAUGGCCUCCUCUCUACUUUUGGCCUCUCUUCCUUGCUGGUCAGUUCCUCAACUUCAGGGUAUAUCAAUUACUGGGUGAAGCUGGGACUUAUUAUGGUGUUCGAUUUGGAAAGAACAUUCCUUGGGUUACAGAAUUUCCAUUUGGAUACGUCAAAGAUCCACAGUAUGUUGGAAGCAUUUUGAGUCUUUUGGCAUGUCUUUCAUGGGUUCCGUUCCAGUAUAUUCUCCUCUGGUGCCUUGGCUAUGUGUUCAUGAUUUAUGUUGAAUCCAAUGAAGAUCCUACUACUCGUGCCAAACCACUCAGUUGAACUUCAUAUUCACUAAUUUCAUUCAAAUGAAAGUUAUAAAGCUUAUCAAGUAUCAGCUUUUCGCUGCUUAUUCUGUUAUUUUUUAAUCUCUUUCGUAUCUGUUAGCUUUAGUUACCAUGUAAGAUACUAGUUAUUUUUGGUAUCUCACUCAAAUGUCAGAAUGUACAAUUAUUUUUAGUGCAUCUUUUACAUCUUCAA
Molecule: messenger RNA, 784 nt
Organism: Beta vulgaris subsp. vulgaris (sugar beet)
Lineage: Eukaryota; Viridiplantae; Streptophyta; Magnoliopsida; Caryophyllales; Amaranthaceae
Product: phosphatidyl-N-methylethanolamine N-methyltransferase
Exons: 2
Coding region: 89-586 (165 amino acids)
Biological process (GO): phosphatidylcholine biosynthetic process
Molecular function (GO): S-adenosylmethionine-dependent methyltransferase activity
Source: RefSeq, a predicted model, not a curated record